This is a messenger RNA of Atta colombica, 2435 nucleotides long. RefSeq names its product equilibrative nucleoside transporter 1 (gene Ent1). Gene Ontology annotation, molecular function: nucleoside transmembrane transporter activity. Gene Ontology annotation, cellular component: plasma membrane. The transcript has 11 exons. Gene Ontology annotation, biological process: nucleoside transmembrane transport. NCBI's taxonomy places the organism in Eukaryota, Metazoa, Arthropoda, Insecta, Hymenoptera, Formicidae. The record is from RefSeq and is a predicted model, not a curated record. Bases 271 to 1686 code for a protein of 471 amino acids.
ACGCAGGCGUAUAAUUGCAUACAUGGAAACUCAGGUAUACAUGUACUAAGCAGAGCAGGGAUGAGCUCGCGAUCAGCUGAUCGACACAAUGUGUUGACCAGUGUUGACUCAUUGACUAUUGAGAAGAAGGCGUGUCAUUAAGCGGAGUAGUGAACGAUGUAGUCGUAGAAUGCCAGCUGUACGUAAAUAUAAGAAAUUGGCCAGUCAAGAGCUCGCGCUCUCAAUCUCUCGAGCAGACUGGAGUGGACAGACUGGAUCAAGGGAAAAAUCAUGUCAUACUCUAUCAAUAGAAGACCCUUAUUGGGAGGUGCGACUGACAGCGAAUUUGAGGAUGAUUUGGAGACUGAAGUGGAUGAUCCUAACAUCACAAUUCCAGACGAGAAACCAUUUUUUAAAUCAUAUGAGCCACAUGACAAAUAUAAUCUUGCGUACAUUGUGUUUUACUUACUUGGUAUAAAUACAUUAAUACCAUGGAGUUUUUUUAUCACUGCUGACGACUACUGGAUGUAUAAAUUUAGAGAAAUUCAUAAUAAUUCGACAAAUCUUACUCAUACGUAUGCAGAACUACUCGAACAGAAGACGGAUCUUCAAGCUAGUUUUACUUCUUAUUUAAGUGUAGCCAGUGCAAUACCAAAUACUCUGUUUUUAAUACUGAAUGCAUUUAUUAGCAAGAAAGUCUCUCUAACUAUAAGAAUGGUGGGUUCUCAAUGUGUAAUAUUGUUGCUCUUCAUCUUGACGACUGCAUUUGUGGAAAUGAAUACUGAUAAAUGGCAAAAUGCAUUUCUGAUAAUUACUUUGACAACAGUUGCGCUUGUAAAUGCUGCGAGUGCAAUUUUUGGAGGAAGUUUAAUGGGUAUAGUGGGCAAGUUUUCGCCAAAAUACAUAACCGCUAUGUCCGGUGGGCAAGCUCUUGGUGGAAUAUUCACGGCUCUAGCGGAAGUAUGUUCCUUAUGGAUAGGUGCCAGUCCAGUACUUUCUGGCUUAGUAUACUUCAUUAUCGGCGAUACCAUGUUAUUAUUAUCGUUAAUCGCAUACAUCCUUUUAGAGAAAGCGCCAUUCUUCAAGCAUCAUAUGAUAGAAAAAGUACCUGAAUUAGAUUCAGAUUAUUCCAUAAAUAGAGAGGUUAGCUUCUCGACAAAUCCGAGCGUGUCUUACACACGGAUUAUAAAGAGAAUCUGGCAUUACGGCAUUAGCAUAUUUUUAAUAUUCUUCAUAUCACUAGCUGUGUAUCCAGCCGUCACUGUGCUAGUAGAGAGUGAAUACAAAGGCAAAGGUCAUGCAUGGAACGACAUAUAUUUUGUACCUGUGGUUACGUACCUUAUCUUCAGUACAGGCGAUUAUGCAGGAAGAGUAUUAUGUGGUAUUCUUCAAUGGCCAAGAGGCAAGCCAUGGCUCGUAAUAUUUUUGAGCGUCGCUAGAGGUAUUUUUAUACCUGCACUUAUGUUUUGCAAUGCGCAACCGAGGCAUCAUCUACCCGUUUAUAUUCACAGUGAUAUAUAUUAUAUCUUGAUAACUAUUGCAUUUGCCGUAACUAAUGGCUAUCUCUGUAAUUUAACAUUCAUUCUCGCGCCCACAAUCGUAGAUAAUCAGGAAAAAGAAAUUGCGUCUGCAAUGAUGGGUGCUUUCUUGGGUAUAGGAUUAGCAUCUGGCGCUGCGCUCAGUUUAUACAUGGUGAAGGCUCUUUAAUGUUCGAUUCUUUUAACUGAAGAGAAAUGUAAAUAAGAUACAUCUCACUGCCCUUUGUACAUUCGAAAUCAAGUAAAAUCUCGAGAUUAUUUUAUGAUUAUGAGAUUUUAAGCAUUAGUAUAAAUCAAUUCUCAAUCAUCAUCUCAUUGAAUCACAUUGCUGCUAAUUUACGAGAAUUCUUUUUUCUAUGAAGAAUUUUCUUGGGGCAGCUUUCUGGGGUUUUACUAAAGAUCUGAAUAAAGAUCACAUAUAAUUUUUAUAUGAUUUUUAUGUUUUUAUGUGUGUGACUAGUUUUAAAUUAUCUAUUUAAUACAAUUGCAUGGCGCAAUUUCGUAUUUGACUGUUCAAGACAUAAUAAUUGACGAGGUGUCAAAUUACUAGAGAUAGACAAUGUUGAUAUUAUAUAUAAAUUUCAUCAUUUCUACAGAUUUAUAUAUAAUUUAUGUGAUACAUUUAUUAUAUAUAUCUUAGGAUAAAAUGAAUGUAAUUCUACAAAUGUUACGUGUAUAUAUGACAUCAAAAAGAAACAAAUAGGUAUAAUACAAAGUAUUUGAGAUUCUAUCAUUGUAGAUUAUAUUGAAGAGAUUAUGCAUACAUUUAAAUAUAGUAUCUGCAAUUUAAAAAGAAGUACAGAUAGUAAUUGAUGCGACAAAUGAAAAAGAGAUAUUAAUGUGUAUUAGAUAUAAUAAUAGUCUCAUUACGUACAAAUAUGAUCAAUUUUAUGUUAAUAAAUAAAAUGCUUAAUGAUA